Meloidogyne enterolobii is the source of this 1902-nucleotide messenger RNA. The record is from the annotation of a GenBank genome assembly. NCBI's taxonomy places the organism in Eukaryota, Metazoa, Nematoda, Chromadorea, Rhabditida, Meloidogynidae.
AUGGUUUUUUAUUUUCAUUUCACAUUAUUUUACUUCAAUUUAAGAUUUAUUAUAAAACCUUCACAAUUACUUUCCUCGCCAGGUGGAAAUACUCAAUUAAUUGAUGUAAUUACUAAUUUACUUGGAACUCCAAAAAAUGAAUUACUUGAAUUGUCAGAAUCAAUUCCAGAAGAGGAUAUUCAACAAAUUUAUAAAAUUAAUAAUACAAAUUGUGAAAAUAUAUUUAAACAAAUAAGCAAUUUUGAAUAUGGACGCUGUAAAAUUGUUAAAGAAAAACAUUUUGUUUAUGUUAAUGGAAGACAUAUUGAAUCACAAAGGUUAUCAAAAAUUGCAAAUGAUUUGUAUGGUCAAUACAAUAAAUGUGGACAACGUUGUAUUUUAAUUCUUUUUAUUUCCAUUCCUUCAUCAACUUUGGAUGUAAAUGUUACUCCUGACAAGAAAACUUUAUUUUUACAUUUUGAAAAAGAGCUUUUUGCAAAACUCCAUUCAACACUCAUUUCCACUUUUUCAAAAGUCCAAGGCGAAUGUUCAACUACUUUAUUUGAAGAUUUAGUCCAAAACAAAUCUUAUUCAUUAGCAAAAUCCCAACGUUUAUUUUAUGAUUUUAAAUCGUCUACUAAUCUUUUAAAUAAUUUGAAAAAAUUGGAAAGAACUGACAGUGGUGGGUCCACGAAUGUUGUUCAGAUUGAUGAGGAUGAUGAUUUUUGUCAACUUUCUACUUUGUCAUCAAUUACUAAAAACCAAAUUCAAAAUAAAAUUCAAACAACGACAAAAACUCCAAUAAAACGAGAAAUAUCUGCAUUAUCUUCAAAUACUUCCCCACAAUCAUCUAUAUCCUCAUUAUCUUCAAUAUCAUCAUUGUCAGUACCUUCUGCUUCAUUAAUAUCAUCACUAUCUUCUAGUCCAUCUUCCAGUUCAUCAAACUCAACCCAACCGGAAAUUAGUCAAAAUUCAACAUUAAUCCCUUCCCCAACUUCUGAACGUUCACUUCCAAUAAACUCUUCUCCAUCUUCUAUAAAACAACCAAUAAUUGCUGCCUCUUCUUCUUCAAAUAAUAAUAUUUAUCGUCCUCAUCAAACAAUCAAAAUUAAUUUUGAAGAUUUAAAAAAUAAAAUUUUGAAAAGGAAAAAAAGGGAAGAAAAUAGAGAAAAGAUAAAAGAAAAAUGUUUAAAUUCAAUUGAAGAAGCAGAAUUAAAUUUUGAUGAAAAUAAUGCCCAAGUGGUUAAAAAUGAAAUUGAGAGAAGGCUUUCUUUGAUGUUGAGUAAAUCAGAUUUUAAACGAAUGCAUUUAAUUGGACAAUUUAAUAAUGCAUUUAUUUUAACUCGACUUGGCCCCCAUCUAUUCAUGAUUGAUCAACACGCUGCAGAUGAAAAAUAUAAUUUUGAAAUGCUUCAAUUAACAACUACAAUAAAAUCACAAAAAUUAUUUAAAGCUCAAUUGUUGAAUUUUGGUCCGAUGGAUUUUGCUUUGUUAAGAGACAAUUUGGAUUUAUUUAAUAAAAAUGGAUUUGAAUUUGUUUUUGAUGAUGAUGAAUGGGAAGAAGAGGAAAGUCAAAAUGACAUAACAACAACCAACACCACAAUAACAACCACUAAUACCAUUCAAAACUCUUCAGCACGUCUUGUUGCUUUACCAAAUAUUGUUGGUCACAGUUUUGAUAAACAUGAUAUUGAUGAAAUCCUAUCAAUGAUCGCGGAAAUGCCUGGUCAAUUACACAGACCUCGAAAAGUCAGGUCUAUUUUUGCUUCAAAAGCUUGUAGAAAAUCUGUAAUGUUUGGGCAUCCACUUUCUGAAUUUAAAAUGAAACAAAUUAUUGAAAAUAUGGGAAAAAUUGAACAGCCGUGGAAUUGUCCACAUGGAAGGCCUACAAUUAGACAUUUAUGUACUGUUAAUUUAGGAUAA